AUUCCUGUGGUCUCAGAGUGUAAUUAUGAUGAAGGGAGCGUUUCCUCGGUCUCUCCUUCAGAUCAGAGUUUCUAACCUUCAGUGUGAACUCACGCUCACGCGCCGGGACGAGACCUUCGAAAUAAGAGCUCAGUGUUUACCGCGCCUUUUACCACCACGUAAACAGUUAGCUUCAGCUGCUCACAGUUAGCCCUCCUGAGAGGCUGUAAACCAACACAAAGCUGCUGCAGUGGCUUCAGGCUUUCACUAUGGAGCCUUAAGUGGAAGUGCAGCAACAACAAACCCUCAGAGGUCAUUUUAACUGAUACGAAUCUAAAGAGUUAAAGAGGAGGUGAAGCAGACUCAGCUCUGAGGCUCUGAUAUUGGAUUAUCACCUGCAGCUGCAGAGAUGUCUCAUGCCACCAGCCAUGGGAAGCUGCUCCUGCAGCGUCUCCAUCAGCAGCGAGAGAUGGACUUCCUGUGCGAUAUCACCAUCAUGGUGCGAGACGUGGAGUUCAGAGCCCACCGGAACAUCCUGGCUGCGUUCAGUAAAUACUUCUCUGCCAGAGCGGAGAAAGGUCAGGAGGUCACGACUCUGGACCCGGAGAAGGUCAGCCGGUAUGCUCUGGAGAAGCUUCUGGAGUUCGUCUACACUGGACACAUGAACCUCAGCAGUACGAGACAGGCAGCUGUGCGUCGAGCCGCUGUGUUCCUGGGGAUGUCUGAGGCCAUCAAGUAUCUGGAGGAAAUCACCCACUGGUCUGAGCCCAGCGAGACCUCCCAGUCCGAGGCAGACAAAGAAGCCGGUCUCUCUCCUCCCAGUCCAGCCUCUCCGGGCAGCCCCAGUUCUCCUGUUCCUCUGUCUAUCAUCUCUGUAGCUGUGGGGGACUGGCACGAGGGGGAGGAGGAGAAAGACAAGGAUGAUGAAGGAGAGUUUUACGGGGAAGAGGGAGAGAGAAGUGAUGAAGAGUUCAGUCCCACCACACUGAGGAGUGCAGGGAGAGGACAAGGAAGGAAGAGAGGCAGGAAGCCCAAGAGUUUCAGCGGAGAGCAGGCGGAGGCGAGCAGCUCAGCUGACGGCACACCCAAAACAUCAGGCUACAGGGGGAGGGGGAGAGGAAGGGGCAGGGGCAGGGGGAGAGGGAGAGGAAGAGGAAGAGGAAGAGGGAGGGGAAGUCAUAAAACAGAAGAUCUGUCUUUAGAGGAUUCUGACCCCAGUGUGAAGGAUUUUGGGGACACGUCAGCGGACUGGAGCCCCUCACAGGAGGAGGAUGAAGACAAUCCAGCGAAGAAACCUCGACUGAGCAGCGGAGGGGGGCGGAGAGGCCGAGGGCGGGGCAGAGGGAGAGGCAGGGGGCGAGCCCGGAGGAGGGCGUACGAGGAGGACGAGGACAGCGGCGGGGCGGGGACCGAUAACGACGAACUGGAGGAGGGCGAACUCGGGGAUCGGUCAGAAAUGGACGAUCUGACGCUGUCGUGCACCGAGUGCAACAAACUGUUUAAAGACGCCAGCAGCCUGCGGCGACACGAGAAGAUCCACAAGGGGCUGAAACCGUUCGUCUGCAUCUUCUGCUCCAAAACGUUCAGACAGGCUACGCAGCUGAAGACGCACCUGCGCAUACACACAGGAGAGAAGCCGUUCACCUGCACCGAGUGUGACAAGUGUUUCGCUCAGAAGUGUCAGCUGGUCGCUCAUCGCAGGAUGCACCACGGGGAGGAGAAGCCGUACACGUGUGAGCGCUGCGGCUUCAAGUUUGCUACCUCAUCAAACUACAAAAUACACAUCAGACUGCACAGCGGGGAGAAGCCGUACGUGUGUGACGUCUGUGGUCAAGCGUUCGCUCAGUCCAGCACGCUCACCUACCACAAGCGACGACACACAGGAGAGAAACCGUACCAGUGCGAUCUGUGCGGCAUGUCCUUCUCCGUGUCCUCGUCGCUCAUCGCCCACGCACGGAAACACACAGGUGAGACUCCGUACAAAUGUCCACAGUCGUCAUGUGAUGCCAGUUUUGUGACGUCUUCAGAGCUGAAGAAACACAUGAGGAGACUUCAUCCGGAGGGGAACAACGGGGUGCAGUGUCUGCUGUGUGGAAACAGGUUCGCCAGCGUGAAGAACAUGAUCAAACAUCAGGAGAAAGCUCACGCUGACGAGGUGCGGCAACACAAGGAGCGAGCCCGAGCAGUGGUCCUCCUGGCCUCCAGUCAUCCUGUGGCCUUCGUCCAGAGCAAACUCUCCCAUGAAAACAAAGGUCUGGCGUCCAUCCCUGAAGGCGAGCCCCCCAACCCCGACCCAGCAACCCCCAACCCCAAGGCCACGGCUCCAUCUGCGGCCACCACCUCCGAAGACCCUGACGCCACCCAAACCAUCAUCCAGGACUUCAAGGCGGAGCCAGCUCACCCGCCAAUCACCACCGCCGAGCAGGUGACCUUCGAACCGGACCAGGAGCAGACCAUCAACUCGGACACGCUCCACGCUCUGGUGGAGCAGCUGCGGCCGCCGCCCUCCCCCGCACAGAGCCUGGAGCAGAUCGUCAUCAUCAGGACGGUGGAUAACGCUGAACACAACCCACCUCAACAGUGAGACGGACACUCAGUCAUUUCUACAAAGAACAUCUGGUAUGUGACGGUCUGGGUCUUUUAACAGAACUUCAAAUCAUCAACUCGUUCCCUGAUUUAAAUCUGACCUGCUGUACUCUCACAGUGUGCCAUCGACUGUAUGAAAUGGUGGAUGACCUCUCAGUGUACUAAAGUGAAACCAAAACAACCCCAUGAUGGUGGUGCUAGCAUAUUGUUUAUUUAGAGUCAGAGACCAAGAGCUUCCUGUAAUGACAGAAACCAUGUUUGAAAAUGUUCCAUCUGUUGACUUAAAGGAGGCGGGCUUUAUGAGCUGUACUGCAGCCAGCCAGUAGUGGGAGCUGUAAAUGUUUUGGCCUCACUUCUAGAGAGCUGUCACGUCGUCCAUCGUUAUACACAGUCUGGUGUGUGCUCAGUUUUCUAGUUUAACCCCAGAUUAUCACCAACAUUUGAAGUGAACAAGUCUCAGUUUGACAUCUGAACGGAGAGGAUGAGAUCAUCAGAUGUACAAAGAAAAAUCUUACAUGACCUUUUUACUGACUUCCUGUCUGCUGUUCUUUUGAGUGGGCGUUCAAAUCGAAACAGAGUUCCAGAGACUGAAAGCAGAAUGUAGAGAGUCAUGUAAACUGGAAAUCUGUGAAUUUGAAAAUAAUUUCUAGAGAACUCGCACCAUGUUUUUUUUAACUGCUGUAGCUGUAACAAACUGCAGCAAUCACAUUGAACACAAAAUUCAGUGCAGCAUCAGUUCAAACAGAUCCUAAUGGAUUCCAGGAUCAGUGUCGCCCGGGUCACUUCCCUUCCUGUUCGUCAGCAGGAGUCUUUUUUAGUUAUUUAUUUUUCUACAUAAUAAGGACAUAUUUUAAUCAGUUUAGAGCCAUGUACAGAUUAACGGGGCAUUUCUGAUGACUCAGUGGAGUUAGUAAGUCAGGAAAGAAGGAGAAGAGCCUGAUAUGUGCAGUCCGAAAACUUAUAUUUUAUUUUACAAGAGAACAAGAGAAGAAGAAACUCUGGAUUUAGUUACAAAACUUUGGCUCCAGUUUCAGUAAAAAUAAUCAUCAGUCCGUAUUCAGAGCUAUGUGUCUUUUAAUUUCUCAUUCUGUGCGACUGCAAAGUAAAAAUGUGUGUUCCAUCUUUUACAGCCAUUAUUAAACCCCCCCUUUAUUCUAUUCUAUCUAAAGCUCACCAGAUCAGACUUUACCCAAACACCUGAGACUAAUGAUGAGAUACGAGUCCACAUAGAGAAAUGUUAAAGUGUUUAAAGAUAUUAAAUUGACUCUUUCUUUUUUAUAGAUGAUAUAUAGUUAAUACCAGACUUACUAACGCUCUAGUGUUAAAAUGUGAUGUUGGCUUGAUUCAUGAAAACCCUGUUAAUACAGACCCAGGUUCCUCCUUCAGUGUAAGAUAGUUUUGUAUUUUUCUUUAACGUGUUGCUGCAACAAGUUAGAAAUCUGCGUUGUACACAAGUUGUGUUUGUCAACUUGAAAGUAGCUGUUUUUUUGUUAAGUUGUUGAUUUAUAUUUUUUAUUUUGGAUAAUGUCUCUGCAUUACUUGUACAGAAAUGUGAAUUACACGUACAAGCUCACUACUGUAUAAAAAACUGUACACCGAGAUAAUAAAAAUGAAGACAAAAAGGGA
Molecule: messenger RNA, 4191 nt
Organism: Notolabrus celidotus (New Zealand spotty)
Lineage: Eukaryota; Metazoa; Chordata; Actinopteri; Labriformes; Labridae
Gene: mynn
Product: myoneurin
Exons: 10
Coding region: 389-2563 (724 amino acids)
Biological process (GO): regulation of transcription by RNA polymerase II
Cellular component (GO): nucleus
Molecular function (GO): RNA polymerase II cis-regulatory region sequence-specific DNA binding; protein binding; DNA-binding transcription activator activity, RNA polymerase II-specific
Source: RefSeq, a predicted model, not a curated record